AUGCCCGGCAUAUCACCUGACGUCAUCAGCCACAAGCUCAGCAUCUCCACUGCCCACAAACCGGUCAGACAGAAGCGCCGCUCAUACGAUACCGAACGGUACGAGGUAAUGUGUGCCGAAGUUGGCAAGCUCAAAGCCAUCGGCUUUAUCAGGGAAGCUACGUACCCUGUCUGGCUUGCCAACUCAGUCAUGGUUCAGAAGGCCAAAGGUGGAUGA
Molecule: messenger RNA, 216 nt
Organism: Prunus armeniaca (apricot)
Lineage: Eukaryota; Viridiplantae; Streptophyta; Magnoliopsida; Rosales; Rosaceae
Source: the annotation of a GenBank genome assembly